ACAGAUCGGGGCGGGUGAUUAGCGCUCUGCUGCCACCCGCGCGCGGGAGGAACGUUCUGGCGGAGCAAGCGCCGGAGCCCAGCGCGCCUGCAUAGGACUUUCUUUCUCUCCGUGUGUGCGCGUUUUAUGCGCCGGCGCCAACGGGGUGGUGGGAGAGAGUGCGACCCGGAGCGCGACUGGAAAGGGGGGACGUUGGCGUUCGCAGGCAGGAUGAGCUGAGCAUUACCCAGUUGCCAUAGAAACCAGCAGAAGGAGGUGGGCGGCCGGUCGGUCGGAGGAGAACUGGAGGGGUGGGGAGAGGGGAGCGAUUUGCCCGCAGUCCUCGCGAAGCUGCUGCGUUAGUCGGAGCGUCGCCAGAGGAAGCAAACGGCGCGCUUGCUGCGGUUCAGGUGGGAAAGGAAUUAAAACUCUUCCCCCCUCCUCUUCCUACACACGCAUACACCACUCUAGCUUCUCAUCCAUCUCGAGGGGUCUCUGGGAGCCUUUCGGGGCAAUCUGCUACGCCUUCCGCUCUCAGCACCCCAGUCCUAGAGUUACGCAGGUAAGCUCUCUUCCCCCAUUUGGGGGGGGGAUAGCUUGGGGCUGAUCUUCUGCAUCCCCAUCUCUCCAAGCAUGCAGCAGCGAAGCGGGGAUGGUGGCAUUUGAAGCAAAGGCCCACUUAUUUCUGACUACACCUGCAAAAGAGUGCAUGAGUUCUGGUGCUGCCUGCAGAGUGGCUGGACAUUUUACCAUAAACAAAAAGGGCCACACACCAUGUCAGGCUCCUAUGAUGAGUCUGCUGCAUCUGCUGAAGAAAUAACGGACAGUUUCUGGGAGGUUGGGAACUACAAACGGACGGUGAAACGGAUUGAUGAUGGAUAUCGGCUGUGCAAUGACCUGAUGAACUGUGUCCAUGAACGGGCCAAGAUUGAGAAGGCAUAUGCCCAGCAGCUGAUAGAUUGGUCCAAACGGUGGAGACAAUUAAUAGAGAAAGGCCCACAGUACGGCAGUUUGGAGAAAGCGUGGAUGGCCAUAAUGACAGAGGCGGACAAGGUGAGCGAGCUGCACCAGGAAGUGAAGAAUAGCUUGUUGAAUGACGACUUCGAGAAGGUGAAGAACUGGCAGAAGGAUGCCUUCCACAAACAGAUCAUGGGAGGCUUCAAGGAGGCAAAGGAAGCAGAGGAUGGUUUUCGGAAAGCACAAAAACCCUGGGCCAAGAAGAUGAAGGAGCUGGAAGCAGCCAAGAAAGCAUAUCACCUGGCAUGCAAAGAAGAGAAGCUCGCUAUGACCCGGGAAGCCAACAGCAAGGCUGAGCAGAACAUAACUCCAGACCAGCAGAAGAAGCUGCAAGACAAGGUGGAAAAGUGCAAGCAGGAUGUGCAAAAGACCCAGGAGAAGUAUGAGAAGGUGGUAGAUGAGCUGAGUAAGUGUACCCCACAGUACAUGGAGAGUAUGGAGCAGGUCUUUGAGCAGUGUCAGCAAUUUGAAGAGAAGAGGCUCAACUUCAUGAAGGAAGUGCUGUUGGAUAUCAAGCGGCACCUGAACCUGGCUGAGAACAGCAGUUAUGCUAAGGUGUACCGUGAGUUGGAGCAGACUGUUCGUGCAGCUGAUGCUCAAGAAGACCUUCGGUGGUUCCGCAACACUAAUGGGCCAGGAAUGCCUAUGAACUGGCCUCAGGUGGAGGAGUGGAACCCAGAUGCAGCACAAACGAUAACAAGGAGAGAGAAACCUCCUAAAAAGAAUGAAGGAGGCAACACAUCCAAUGCCAGUGGAGGUGGGGAGGCAGCAACGCAAGCUGCAGACCGUGGCAGUGUGAGCAGCUAUGAGCGUAGCCAAGCCUAUGCUGCAGAGUGGUCAGACGACGAGGGCGGCAACACCUACAACUCCAGUGAAGCCAAUGGUGGUGCCAACUCCUUUGAGGAAGAGCCAGCUACAAAAGGCGUGCGUGUGCGAGCUCUGUAUGAUUAUGAUGGGCAGGAACAGGAUGAACUAAGUUUCAAAGCAGGUGAUGAAUUAACCAAAUUAGGUGAAGAAGAUGAACAAGGGUGGUGCAAAGGGCGUCUGGACAGCGGGCAACUGGGUCUUUAUCCAGCUAACUAUGUGGAAUCUAUCUAGUUUUGUCAUGUUCUCCUCGCUGCUGUCAAAUAGAAACCAACCUGCUGUCGUCUCCCAUCUCUCUAUGCCAGCCAAGUAGUCAUCUUGCCGUUCAGUCACUCACUCAGCGCAGUUAGAGAUCCAAACAUAUUUUCCAAUCAAUCUUUUAUUUUUUUAAUAGUAGCUUCUGAAGAGUAUUUUGUGAUUGCUUUAAUUGUUUUUUUUUCUUUUUGUGAUAAUGAGAUACUAAAGGUCGACACUGUCUAUGGAGGGCUUCUUAAAUAAGUGAAAGCCAAUAUCUCAAGCCCUUAAAAGCCUAACCAACAAGGCUUCUGAUUGGCUGGUUUUUAAGGAUAAUGUAUUGAUGAUCUACCUUAAACUAUUCUGAAACAUCUGGCACUUAUGCUACUGGGGUCAUUAAAUCUAUUUCACCUUCUUUGAAUAGACUGAAGCAAGUAAAAACAAGGAGGAAAUUGAGUAUACUCUCUUUGAUUUUUUAAUCCUGUCCAUUGGCUUUCUGCAUUUUCUUCUCUAUUCCUAUUUUGACAAGCAACAAGGCAACUACUGUGUCUUCUGCAACAAGCCUCAGUCAGCAUUCCUGUGCUACCUUCCAGCUGAUUAUCCUGAACCACUGAAUUUAGUGAAGUAUUGUAUCGGUAUGCUAUAUAAAUCAAAGGGUUCACUCUACAGCGCCCCAAGAUCUCAUUUUCCCCAUGACACUGGAACAUGAUAAGGCUUCUCAUUUGGCAGAUUUGGAACAUACUGAGACUCUGAGCUCAAGAUGGACACCCUAUGCAAAUAAUCAAAGUGUACUUCACUGGCUCCUUUUCCCCAGUUUCUCUUGAGGAACUGGGCUGCAUUACUGGGGAUCUGAUCAGAUAGUGGUGGAGCAGAUGCACCCCUUUAAUACAAAAACAUGAAUUAUCUGCUAUUUCCAGACUGAAAGAUAUCUGCUGAGGAAGGAGAGAGAUGAGAUGCACACCUGUGAAAGCUAAUAGCUGCCUACAUGAAGAGAAAGACCACCAAGCUUUUGAUGGAUAAUGCAUUAUUAUUAUAUGGUCCCAAAAACGUAGCUCAAAACUGAUGAUCUGCCACACUUUUCCAUUUGAUUGCCCAUUACAUUGCUGUGGAUGGUCAAGAUGCUGCUGGAAGCAUAUCUUUGAAUGAAAUCCAAGCCUUCAGCCAAGGUGAUCAUUUCACCAACCACCAGAUGUUGGCUGGUAAUAUUAUGCAAUGAACAGGCAUAGGAACCAGGGCCAAGUGUACCAAACUGAGGUGGUGAAAGGCUGCAUCUCUAUAUCAACUAGAACAAGAAAACCUACAUAGUGCACAAUUAUGGAGGCAUGAAGUUGUCACUGUGGUAUCAUGAGGCAGCAGAUGAUAUGAAAAGCAUUCAAGCAGCUAGUAAUAGAUGCCCACCCUAGUGCUGGGCAAAAGUAUCUCAAAAGUAGUGGAAACGCCAGUUGGACUUCUGUGCAUGUUGUGCUAUGGACAAAGAUUGCACCUGAAUUUGUGCAUUGAUUUUGAACAGUUUAGAGACACAGAAGCAGCCAGCCGCCUGAAGGAUAGCAGAAAUGGGUAACAGAAACCACAAAGAAAAGUUGGUUGUAAAGUGAGAUGUGAUGUCCCUUUUGCAGAUAAAAUAAGAAGACUGCUAAGAGGAAUAUUUAUAAUGGAAUCCCAGAUAAAGCACCAAAUCCUGUUGGAUAAAGCUUCAUCCUGUUUGAGAAAGUACACUUGCAGCUUCACAGAAAUGUAAGGAGGGAGUUUGAGGGCUUCCCAGGAUGCAUCUGUGGAAGUUCUCUGUUUCCUUCCUGAGCCUGGAGUUGGCACUUAAAACCUUUAAACUGAGGAUGGAUGGAUGCCUAGAGUUUAAACUAAAUGUGUAAACCCAAACAUUUAAAAGUCCGUAUCAGUGGUAGGAGAGGGUUUGGUUUACUUCAGUCUCCAAAAUUACCCUGUGUUAACACUGGAAAUCAGAAAUUGGGAUAGCUCAUACUUGAUAGAUUCAGGAAACUGCUGGGUUCCUGGACCAGGGAUGAAAAAACUCAGACCCAGGUACCAAAUGCAGCCCUCCAGGCCUCUCUUCCUGGCCCUAGGGACUCUCCCCAGGCCCCACCCCUCUCUAGCCCUGCUUCCCACCCCAAGCUUUUUUGCCAGGCUGGAAUGUGUCCUUGAACUCUGAUAGUGCCUCUUGCUUGUCUGGAUGGAGGAUUACGAGGAGUGUGUAUAAAAACUUGCUUACUGUACAAAGGUAAAAUUUACAUUUAUUGCUCCACCCACUUUUGCCUCUAGUCCACCCACCCCUGGCAUGUGAACCUUGGAAAGCUGCCCAGGGAGAGUGUGAACCUCAGGCUGAAAAAGGUUCCCUACUACUGUCCUGGAUCAAAGGGAAGUGGCUUUCCCCCAUCUUUCACUUUCCAGAACCUUGUCAAUUGGCACAAGAGAAACUCUUAUCCACAGGGGAAGAAGCUUUGUUAGAAAAAUUAGCAUAGGGUGACCGUUUCUCUCAGUCAUCAUCCUGUUUGGCCAAAGAUAUCGCUGAACUUAAAAUCUGAGAUCCAAAUGGAUUUAAGAUUCAAGAAGCCUUCUGUAACAGUAAAUGAGGAUCCUUCAUAAUUUUUAAGUUUCCCAAUGUUCAUAAUAAGUUGAAUUUUCAAACAAGCCUUGGGUCCUGUUUUCAGAUAGUACAGAGCUUGAGCCCUAAAAAGGUAAAUAAAGAAGCAAGUUAUUUUUACUGCCUAGAUGUUGGCCAGCAGUACAAUUCACUGGCUUUGGAUUUAUCCCUGCUACCAGAGACAGACCAACGUUUCUGAAGAGGUUAUUUGGUGUUAAAGUUGUCAGAGAAUGGAAAGUGACAGAAUAGAUUCAAGCAUUUCAGUGUAAAUGUCUCUACUUAAACGUCUGAUAUUCAGUGCAAACAAUUAUUGGAUGGAAGACACUUUUUGUGAAUUCUUUGUUUCUUUAUGCACUGAAUGCUGAUCUCAGAAUCUACCAUUCCCACAUGAAAGACAAGGAAACAAAUACCAAUGGGUUACAUUUCCAGGGUAAUCACUCCAUCAAUGGAAAGAGCUUCUGUAAAUGGACAGAGAGUUGCACACAUAGAAGGGUCCUUCUGCAAAAAGAACCUCCUUCUGUUGACAGUUAUGUUUGAUGCAAUAUAAAUAGGGAGUCAAUAUGUCAAAGAUUAUUAUAGCAUCCAAUAAAAAAGGAAGCAAGAUCAUUGCUAGUGACAUUAGCAGAGAAGUAGAAUUAGAUGCAAUUACUUUAAGGAGAAACUAAAUUUGAUCUGAAUACCGUUGGAACAUAUUUGUGUCCCCAGAAUCUCAAAUUUAAAGACAUCUCUUGUUUAUUCAGGAACUGUUUAGUUACUGGUUUUUAAAUAGCUCCAGUCACAUAGGCCUUUAAGAACUUGUCCUUCUCCAAGUGGAAAGCUGAAAUAAUCACAACAGAUUUCUCUGUAUUUUAUCUUCCUGGUUUCCCUUACCUUGCUUCCCCUCUACUCAAAUGCAUGGGUCCCUCACAGCCUUUUUUUAUCUUAGAAACUAGAAAAGCUAAAGGUCAGGUAGGUUACGUGAAGUCUUAGCAGUCCUUUCCCCAAUCUCUUUUCUCCAUGGUAGCACAAUAUACAUGGUGCGUAUCAUCAGCGCUGCAUAUCAGCUGGGCUUGUGCCAUCUUUGACUGACAUAUUUUGAACUGAUGGAAUCUGAUUAUUCCAUCAUCCAGCUACCUCCCAUUGCCUAAUCUGUUCCUUUCACAUAUCUCACCUAAGAGGGCUCACUAUAUUUACUUCUAUUUUUUAGAAGGCUCCUUUUUGGUGUCUGGUUACAGCACACUUUUAUUAACAUUUCUCUUCUUAAGGGUGCCCUUUUACAUAUGAUUGAUCCUGCUGGGAACCCACAGAUGCUUAUGGUUAUUGUAGUUUAUCUAGUGUAUUUCCUCCAUUUUCAUGUUAUUUGUGUCCCCAAGUCUUUCCUUGAAUGCCAUCAGUCAUUCCCUUCUCAACAGUCCCCCAGUUUCUUUAUAUACAGCUACCAUCCUUCCUCCUCCACUGCAGUCUGUUUAUCUUAUGAAUUAUUGGACCCAGUGAACCAAGUGUUGUUCCUGAACAAAACAUGCUGCAUACUGGAUAAUGUAGACAAGAUUUUUCCGACCUUCAACUUUUGUUUUGUUAGGUUAAGAAAAACUUUGAGGAAUGCUGUUGUCUCAGCAAUGCACCUGUGUGUGUUUUUUGUACAUUGAUUGUGUAAUUUAAAACAAA
Rhineura floridana is the source of this 6334-nucleotide messenger RNA. RefSeq names its product protein kinase C and casein kinase substrate in neurons 1 (gene PACSIN1). The transcript has 10 exons. Gene Ontology annotation, biological process: neuron projection morphogenesis; neuron development; plasma membrane tubulation. Gene Ontology annotation, molecular function: protein binding; phospholipid binding. Lineage: Eukaryota; Metazoa; Chordata; Lepidosauria; Squamata; Rhineuridae. Gene Ontology annotation, cellular component: plasma membrane; cytoplasm; endosome. The record is from RefSeq and is a predicted model, not a curated record. The coding region runs from base 754 to 2094 and encodes 446 amino acids.